AUGCCAAUCCCAGACAAACUCCCAACCUACGCCGACCUCCCCCUCGACCCCUCCCACCCCCCGGGCUCCGCCUGGGGCCUCUACGGCGAGUCCGACAACCUCGGAACCCUCAACCUCCUCACCCCCGACAACACACUCGCCGCCGCCUCCCUAAUCAAAACCGGAACCCGCAUCUCCCUAAACUGGCCCCUCCAAAACCCGUCGCACCCCGGAUUCUUGCGCCAAAAAUUCAACCACAAGAUCAUCCAAAAAGCGCCUCGAUGCGUCAACGACGACGUUAUCGAGAUGAACACACAAAGUGGCUCCCAAUGGGACGGUCUCCGCCAUUUCGGAUUCCAAGGUGUGCGGAAGUUUUACGGUGGUGUAACCAUGGAAGAAAUCCACGAAGAGGGCUCCACGACCCUCGGAAUUCACCACAUGGCCAAACAAGGAAUCGUCGGCCGUGCAGUCUUGAUCGAUUACCGCUCCUGGGCCGUCAAGCAAGGAAUCGAAUACGAUGCUUGCGACACCUACUCCAUCCCCCUCGACUCCGUCCUCGAGAUCGCAAAAGAGAAGAACAUCACGUUCCGUCAAGGCGACAUCCUCAUCAUCCGCUCUGGAUUCACGGAAGCGUACCAAGCCCUCUCCGUCGAAGAACGCGAAAAGAGAUCUAAGGUCGUUCCGCCCCAUUUCGCCGGUUUCGAACAAUCCACCACCUCCCGCUCCUUCCUCUUCGACACCCACUUUGCCGCUAUCGCCUCCGACGCCCCCGCUUUCGAGUGUUGGCCGACGCAGUCGCCCGAAGGAUGGGCACUCCAUGAGUUCGUGCUUGCGGGGUGGGGUAUGCCUAUCGGAGAAAUGUUUUGGUUGGAGGAUUUGGUGAAGGAGUGUGAGCGCUUGGGACGGUGGGAGUUCUUUUUCGUGAGUGAGCCUUUGGCUGUGGUUGGUGGUGUCGCGAGUCCUCCGAAUGCGUUGGCCAUCUUCUAG
Messenger RNA from Saitoella complicata NRRL Y-17804, 966 nucleotides. Its product is annotated as putative cyclase. The coding region runs from base 1 to 966 and encodes 321 amino acids. Gene Ontology annotation, molecular function: arylformamidase activity. The record is from RefSeq and is a predicted model, not a curated record. The transcript has a single exon. NCBI's taxonomy places the organism in Eukaryota, Fungi, Ascomycota, Saitoellomycetes, Saitoellales, Saitoellaceae.